Messenger RNA from Papilio machaon (common yellow swallowtail), 1219 nucleotides. RefSeq names its product adipokinetic hormone/corazonin-related peptide receptor variant I (gene NGR-A29). Gene Ontology annotation, cellular component: membrane. The transcript is spliced from 8 exons. Gene Ontology annotation, molecular function: peptide binding; vasopressin receptor activity. Gene Ontology annotation, biological process: G protein-coupled receptor signaling pathway. The coding region runs from base 1 to 1218 and encodes 405 amino acids. The record is from RefSeq and is a predicted model, not a curated record. NCBI's taxonomy places the organism in Eukaryota, Metazoa, Arthropoda, Insecta, Lepidoptera, Papilionidae.
AUGGUUACGAAUACAUCAAGCAACAUCCUGUAUACGGAAACUUCGCCAGUUUCUGUCAAUAAGAGUAUAGAAGAAUCUUUAGCAAGAGACCAGCACGCGGUGAUCGUGACCUAUUGGAUACUGAUGACGCUUGGUGCGGUCGGCAACUUGGCCGUGCUGGUCAGCCUGGCGAAAACCAGGCGCAGAAAGUCCAGGGUCGACCUCCUCAUGACACAUCUCGCUAUCGCAGAUGUGUCAGUCACCUGCGGCGUUAUACCACUGGAGAUCGGUUGGAAGUACACAAACGAAUGGCUGGCGGGUAACGUGCUGUGCAAGGUGUUGCUCGUCAUGCGAGCUUUCGGCCUCUACCUCUCCUCCAAUGUCCUCGUUUGCAUAUCUCUUGACAGGUUUUUCGCGGUACUAUAUCCGUUAAAGUUACGAAUGGCUCGCAAACGCAGUCAACACAUGCUCUACUGGGCGUGGGCUAUGGCGCUGGCCUGCAGCUUGCCACAGAGCGUGGUGUUCCGUGUACUCCAACACCCGCAAGUGCCGGGCUUCGAGCAGUGCGUUUCGUUCGACGCUUUCGAGAGCGUCGGCCAGGAGAUAGCGUACAACGUGAGUUGUCUCUGCGCGAUGUACUUCGUACCGCUUCUCGUCAUCUCCGUCUGCUACAUCUGCAUCUUCUGUAAAAUACGACGCUGCAGCAACGAGCUCAACGAGAAUUGCGCCCACAAAAGCGAGGGCGCGCCGGGCAUGCGCCUACGCCGCUCCGACCACCGGCUGCUGGAGCGCGCGCGGCGGCGCACGCUGCGCAUGACGGUCAUCAUCGUGACCGUGUUUGCGCUUUGCUGGCUCCCCUACGCCGUAAUGGCCAUGUGGUACAUGAUAGACAGGCAAUCUGCUUCGCGCGUAUCUCCGCAGCUGCAGGACCUGCUGUUUGCCAUGGCCGUAUCCAAUUCCUGCAUGAACCCGCUGGUGUACGGAUCCUACGCGCUGCGCUCCAACGACACCUUCCAACAUCUCGUCAGAAAAUCCUGCUGCUGGUCUUCCGGCUCUAACAAUACAGGUAACACUGGAGUGACUUCGCACAGAAAUAAAAUACGAAAUUUCGAAGAUUCGGCGGAUAAAUUGAAUAAGAACGGCAACCCACGUGUCAAGUUGGGCGUACGCUUCAUGGAGACAUCUCUGAUAGAGCCGCAGCAGACGGGCGAGGCGCGGGUGCGGCGCGGGCCCGCAUGAC